AUGGCGGCAAACCUCUCCUCGCUGCUCAACGCGUCCAAGGCGCUCACCUCGCAUCUCUCUCGCCCCGACCUACCUUCCGUCAACCUUUCCUUGGAGCAGAUUGAGGCGCAGUCAAGAAGGCUCGUGUCACGGCAACCCGGAACCUCUGGAGAUGCGAGUCGCGCAAACUACCUCCUCGCGCAAGCGCACGUCGACGCGCCAGCCCUCGCGAACUCCAUCGCGCACUUGAACACCCAGACGACCUUCUCACCACUCCAGGCGCUACAAGAUACCGAUGUUGCGGGUUACCUGCGCCAUGCGCACGAACAAAACCUCAUUUCGACGAUCGAGGAGGGCCGGAAAGAAACCCAGGAGGAGUUUUACCGCGUGUUGGAGGAUCGCGGGCGGCGAGACUGGGAGGCAAAGAAGAGGCGUGUAUUCGAGCAGCUUGGCGCGCGCGUGGUUGGGGAGAACAAGGCGGUGGCUGAGAUGAAGAAGAGCUCGCAUGGGAAGUCACUGCUUUCUACCAGUGUUGGGCCCGCGCCCAGUCUUCAGAUGCAGAGCAAGAUGAUGGCCUACGACCACGUUGUCUCCGAACUGAACACAUCGCGUCUACGCGGCACCUCGUUUCCCAUCGUCCACGCCCUCAUUCAAGCUUCGCUGUCCGCGAACUCUGACUCCGGCUCUCUUCAAAUAUCCCAGAACUUCCACGUUCUCUCCAAGAUCACCGCCGAACCGCCUUCCUUACCUCCAAUUGCACAUGCGGGCGCGCACAUCCUCAACACGCCACUCAUCGAACGCAAAUACGCGCGCGCCUACCUCGGUGACCCUGAAUCAAGAGAAGCUGUCGAGCUCCGUAGGCAAAUCGCCAAGGGCGCACGGGAAGCACUUGAGGAGCAGUACUGGGACGUUGUCGAACGGACGCUGCAGGCCCGCGCGCAAGAGGCACGGCUGGGAGGAGAUCCGAGUGUGUCGAACAAGAUCAGGGCGUACGUGUCUGUUAGGCAUUACCGGAUGGGCGAGUGGGAGGACCGCGUCGAGCUCGUCGCGGGCCAGCCAUUGUGGGCCAGACUGUUCUACAUGAUACGAACAGGACACCUGCAGGAGGCGUUGGCGGAAGCAAUGCAGCACCAGGUGGCAAUUGAGCGUCGCGAGUCGAGCUUCCUCAGCCAUUUGCGGGCGUGGAUCGAGUCUCCAGAUCGGCGGUUGCCAAAACCUCAUCGCGACCAGCUUCAUGCGGCAUAUAAUGCACACAUGCUCCACUCCUCCUCGGCGGAUCCCUUCAAACUUGCCCUGUACAAGCUCAUGGGCAAGAUCGACCCGUCAAGGCGGAGCGUCGCGGGCGUGACGGUCACUACGGAGGAUUGGCUAUGGUUCCAACUAUCGAUGGUGGAUGAGGAUGAAUUCGGCGGUCUCAGGGGUCUCUCGGAGGUCCUUCUUGGAUACGGCGAACGUCAUUUCGACGGCGCGCCCGGCCAGAAGGGUGCAAAACGCGGAGUAUGGGCAGGGGUACUGCUCAUGUGUGGUCAGUUCGAAAGAGCUGUUGCUGCGCUCUGGGACCAUAACGAGAUGGAGGUCGAAGCCGUUCACCUGGCCAUCGCUCUAGCGUAUCAUGGUCUCCUCCGUGUGCCAUUGAGGGCAGAAACAUCUGAUAUUACGCCUUUGACCCUGUCGUCAUCGUCACCACCGGCGCUGAGUCUCUCGACGCUGAUCUGGCGUUACAUCCGCCAAUUCGUCCGCAUGGAUGCCCGCGAGGCUCUUCAAUACGUCUACUCUGUCUGCCUCAGCGCCGACCAACCAGGUGGUGCAGGAAAAGAGCAAGUGGAGACUGCCUGGGACCUUGUCCGCCGGAUCAUCGUCCUGGCGAACACAGGCGCUGCCUGGGAGGAGCUUGUCGGGGGCUUUAGGCCCGAUGGCACGCGCUUCAGCGGCGCGAUCGAGCAGAGCGCCUCCCUGCUGAAGCUCGACGAUACGCGCGCGUACAACGAGCACAUACUCGAGCGCGCUGCGCGCGCGUCCGAGGAGGCGGAUCGCGUCCCAGAGGCCAUCAAGCUCUACAACCUCGCGGGCGACUACGUGACCGUCGUCGGGGUGCUGGCGCGGGCGCUCGGCGGCACGAUCACGCAACCUAGCGUAGACGACAAGGCGCGCGCGGUCGAGCGCACCGCCGCGGACGUGCUCCGCCACUACGAGCGCACGAACCGUGCGGUGGGCAAGGAGCGCGACGCGGUCGUGCGUCUGCUGCGCGUACGCGAGGCGAUGGACGCGAAGGCCGCGGGGAGGGUCGAGGCUGCGCUCGAACUCAUGGAAUCGACGGACCUCAUCCCGCUCGAGGCGGACGUGGCGAAGAUCACGAAGCGCGCGGAGGAGUUCAAGGACCUGCCGGACGCGCUCCAGCGCAACCUGCAGACCUUCCUCCAGCUCACGAUGGACGUGCUCGCCGCCGUGCACCAGAAGGUCAAGGCGUCGUCGCUCCCGGAGGCGUCGCGGCAGACGACAAUCGCGAUGCUGCGCAAAAAGUCGAGGGCGCUCCUCAUCUUCGCGGGGAACCUGAAGUACAGGAUGUCGCCCGACGUGUAUUCGUACCUCGCCCGGUUGGACGUGGAGAUCGCGCUGUAG
Molecule: messenger RNA, 2598 nt
Organism: Epithele typhae
Lineage: Eukaryota; Fungi; Basidiomycota; Agaricomycetes; Polyporales; Epitheliaceae
Product: nucleoporin-interacting protein NIC96
Exons: 12
Coding region: 1-2598 (865 amino acids)
Biological process (GO): protein import into nucleus; poly(A)+ mRNA export from nucleus
Cellular component (GO): nuclear pore
Molecular function (GO): structural constituent of nuclear pore
Source: RefSeq, a predicted model, not a curated record